Molecule: messenger RNA, 1122 nt
Organism: Lachancea thermotolerans CBS 6340
Lineage: Eukaryota; Fungi; Ascomycota; Saccharomycetes; Saccharomycetales; Saccharomycetaceae
Gene: SIL1
Product: Sil1p
Exons: 1
Coding region: 1-1122 (373 amino acids)
Cellular component (GO): endoplasmic reticulum
Molecular function (GO): adenyl-nucleotide exchange factor activity
Source: RefSeq, a predicted model, not a curated record
AUGCGCUGGCUCCUUCUCGCAGUCCCAGCGCUCGCCAACCAGCUUGUGACGCUCGCUCCAGAACCACAGCUCACUACCUCUGUCGCACCUGCCGUGUCCGCCGCGUCGCUCGAACCCUCCGCGCAGGCCGCCUCCAUCUUCGAGCCCAAGCCCUUCUGGCAGCCCAUCCUGCCCUCCCAGCACAUCCCCGCGGGCCUCGAGGUGCGCAUGAACCUCGAAUCAGGCCUCCGUGAGGCAAGGCUCCCGCAGGAGGAUCAGGACCAAUCCUACGAGUUCUCCUCGCAGUUCGACCACGCCCGCGAACUCGCGCACUCGGGCGACUUCGCCGCCACGGACGCCGCCCUCGACGACCUCCUAGAGUUCUCCCACGACUACCGCUACGGUUACAAGAUUAUCGGCCACGAGUUCCCGUGGCUCGCACAGCUGCUCUGCGAUUCGCAGACGCCUGUAUCGACCAAAAAGAUCUGCCUCUCCAUGCUGGCCGCGUGUCUGCGAAACAACCCGCCUGCUGUCGAGCUCGUGCACCAAGCAGACCCGCACUUCGUGUCUGCUGUGUUCACCGAGAUGCGCGCCCUCGCGCAGCUUCCUGCCACGUCCGACCGUGCCGUUCUGGCAAAGCGCUACCUCUCCGUUGUCCAGGCGCUCGCGCCGGAGUCUUCGCCCCAAAUCGACCAGGACGUGCUUCUGGAGCUGUGCCGCUGGGGAGACCAACACGUUCGCAUGAAAGCGCUCGACAUCGCAGCGCUUCUCUACCGCGACGCGCAACCAGGCGGGUCCCAAGCGCUCGCCAAGCGGUCCCAAGACACGCACGAUGUGCAAAAGUGGGUUGACGAGUUUUCCUCGGGCAUCCAGCAGGAACACGUCGACGAAUUGCACAUCCGUAAUUUCUUCAACAGCCUCUACAACAUCAAACAGCAGAUGGGCAGAAAUGUCAAGGUCAGCUCCGGGUUUCUGGACUGGCUCAGCAAAGAGGCUGCGGCCCGCAAAGAGAGCCUGGGAUCGGGUCUGCACGAGCGCGACCCCGACCAGCUCGAGUUCGACCGCAGGCUGGUUGAGAGCAGACACCUGGUGUUCGGCAACCCCAUGGCCCACAGAGCCAAGCAUUUCGACGACGAACUAUAG